AUGAUGAUCCAAAAGGAGGAAAAGGAGGAGUUAUGUGUUGGCAUUUCUCAUCUUCAUCUUCGCCUUCAACUUCGCCUUCAACGACAACUGGAAGGGAAACCUAGAGGGGCCUCAAAACAGAAUGAAGAAGUGCAGCGACUUGUUGUUGGAUUCCGUGGUUGUUUUGAUACGAUAACUGGAGAUCUAUUUGACUGUGUUGAUAUGUAUAAGCAACCGGCAUUUGACCAUCCUUUGUUGAAAAAUCACACUCUUCAGUUAAAACCAAGUAAUCUUCCAAAAGGAAUGAAGCUUGCAAAAUCUAAACCAGCGUCUUUUUAUGGAUUCAAUGAUACUUGUCCUUCUGGCACCGUGCUCAUCCAUCGUACUCAGAAACAGGAUUUAAUUGAGUCUAAACUGUUGAGAACCCAAUUUAGAGAACAAGUCGUAGAUGAGGACCAAAUUGAGGAACGAAAUCACGAUUCUAUAACAGGGAAUUGGUGGAUUACAUAUAAUGAUGAGUUACCUCUUGGAUAUUUUCCUAAGGAAUUGCUUUCAAAGAUGAAUGAUUAUGCCAACUUGGUUCAAAUGGGCGGGCAAGUUAAGUCUCUCUCGAAUGUGCCAAGCCCUCCAAUGGGUAGUGGUCAUCCAAGUAAUGAAGGACCUAAUAAAGCUGCUUAUUUCAUUGAUAUUCAGUUUGUUGAUCAGUCGAAUAACUGGUUUGUUUUGAAUCCUAAGUCUAUUUUUGCUAGUGUUGAUAUCGCUGGCAAUCUCCAUGGAGUGAUACAGACACCAUAUGCCCGUUUCUUUUUUGUGACAAUAACGGGAGAUCUAUUUGAUUGUGUUGAUAUGUAUAAGCAACCAGCAUUUGAUCACCCUUUAUUGAAAAAUCACACCCUUCAGUUAAAACCAAGUAGUCUUCCAAAAGGAGUGAAGCUUGCAAAAUCUAAACCAGCGUAUUUUUAUGGAUUCAACGAUACUUGUCCUUCUGGCACUGUGCUCGUCCACCGUAAUCAAAAACAAGAUUUAAAGUCUAAACUCUUGAGAACCCAAUUUAGAGCACAAGCCGACCAAAUUAUUGAAGGAAAUCACUACGCAAUAAUUGGAACUCCACCUGCUCAAUUUUAUGGAGUAUAUGCAAAAAUGGCGACUUAUAAGCUUCCCGAUCUACAAGCUGGUCAAACAUCAACCAGUAGUAUAUAUCUUUUUGGUGAUGCAAAAUCUCCCACCAAUAUGAUCAUGGCUGGUUGGCAAGUUUCACCGGUCAUUUAUGAAACUAGUUAUCCUCGAUUUUUUACUUAUUGGACUAGUGAUUAUAGUGAUAAAACGGGAUGUUUCAAUUUGCAAUGCGCUGGUUUUGUUAGCACUACUAAUAUUUAUGGACCUGGAAGUUUUAUUCCUCAAUUUUCUACUUAUGGUGGUGAACAGAAAUAUCUAUCGAUACUAAUUGCUAGGGAUUCUAAAACAGGAAAUUGGUGGAUUACAUAUAAUGAUGAGCUACCUCUUGGAUAUUUUCCCAAGGAAUUGCUUCCAAAGAUGAAUAAUUAUGCCGACAUAGUUCAAAUGGGUGGGGAAGUUAAGACUCCCGUGAAUGUGCCAAGCCCUCCAAUGGGCAGUGGUCAUCCAAGUAAUGAAGGACCUAAUAGAGCUGCUUAUUUCAAUGAAAUUCAAUUUCUUGACCAGUCGAAUAACUGGUUUGUUUUGAAUCCUAAGUCAAUUGUGCUUGGGGCUGAUAUUAGUAAUUAUUAUAAUAUAUCGGAUAAUCAUUAUGUAGAUGAUAAAUAUGUUUUUGCUUACGGAGGAGCUGGGGGUUUCAAAUAA
Zingiber officinale is the source of this 1797-nucleotide messenger RNA. RefSeq lists its product as uncharacterized. NCBI's taxonomy places the organism in Eukaryota, Viridiplantae, Streptophyta, Magnoliopsida, Zingiberales, Zingiberaceae. The transcript is spliced from 11 exons. The record is from RefSeq and is a predicted model, not a curated record. Bases 1 to 1797 code for a protein of 598 amino acids.